Messenger RNA from Aplysia californica (California sea hare), 4508 nucleotides. Its product is annotated as BET1 homolog. Gene Ontology annotation, biological process: vesicle fusion with Golgi apparatus; endoplasmic reticulum to Golgi vesicle-mediated transport. NCBI's taxonomy places the organism in Eukaryota, Metazoa, Mollusca, Gastropoda, Aplysiida, Aplysiidae. Gene Ontology annotation, molecular function: SNAP receptor activity. Gene Ontology annotation, cellular component: Golgi trans cisterna; SNARE complex. The transcript has 4 exons. Bases 165 to 509 code for a protein of 114 amino acids. The record is from RefSeq and is a predicted model, not a curated record.
UACAUUUGACAACAGGAAGUACACGUCGCUGUCUUCAAUAUUUUUAUUUCCCCGUCAUUCAUGCUGACAACUGACUGAGAGAGUUCUAUCCAACCAUAUUUUGUAAUUACAUCUUCCUCCAACCACACUUAAAUUUAUAGGAUUGUGUAGGCCUGGGAAUCAAGAUGAGGCGAUCGUACAUGGCCAACAAUGGGAACUACCCACAGCCCCAGUACCAGGACACAUCCCGUAUGCUGGAGGAGGAGAAUGAACAGAUGGAAAGUGAACUCAGCGGAAAAGUCAAAGCCCUAAAAUCGUUGUCAAUAGACAUAGGGGUGGAGGUAAAGGAACAGCACAUGCUCUUAAGUCAAAUGGAUGAAGACUUUGAGUCGUCUGGGGGCUUGCUGGGCAAAACGAUGGGCCGGUUGCGUGGGAUCACAAAAGCCGGACACUGGAAACUGUGGCUGUACAUCGCACUUUUCGCCUUCUUUGUCUUUUUCAUGUGUUGGGUGAUUGUACGCUUUAGAUAGUAGAAACUUAUAGUCCUGACCUGCUAUUUAAUGCUAACAGCAAUUUCCUCUGCCAAACAAACUUAGCGGUGAAAAGAGGACAAGUCUGUGCAAUAUUCUUCUGGUCAGAGAGAAAGGGGGUGAACAUUUCCAGCAUUGCUAAAAGUUUAAUGAAAAUGAGGUUUUGAAUAACAAUGCGUGAUGAUGCUCAACCUAACAUGUAUGGUAAUAUUCUGUGUACCGUAUUGGCAACAUUCCUUGCGUCUCAGUUGCAUCCCUUUCAUAUCUUUCGGAUGUCAGAGUUACUUCACUGAGAGCCAUAAGUCUCAUCAUUUGCAUCCCUUCCCAUUCAUAUCUCCUGGAUGUCGGAGCUGCUUCACCAAGAGCCAUAAGUCUUCAUAUUUUCAUCACUUUCAUAAAUAUCUUCUGGACAUAAGAGACUUUCUUGUCUUCUGGAUAUCAGAGUAACUUCAGCAGGACUUAUGUAAGUCUCAACAUUCUGUCAGGAUGAUGCAUUAAUUGCUAUAUUUUUAAAAAAUUAAGUUGAUACAGUUAGGCACAGAUAACUCAAACACGUUGGGGAGUUACAAAUUAAAUGUGUUUGACUCGUCCUUAAUUCGGGUUAACCGAUAACAAAAAAUGAAAAGAGAUAUCAAUCAGUCUGGGAAUGGCAAAUUGUACAGGCUAUCCCUGAUUUCGAGUUUUCCAUGUUCAUGUUAUUUUGCCCUUCUAUAUAUGUUUUAAACUGCCUUACAUUAAAACGGUUUGUUAGCUUUGAGCUAAGGAUCUUUCCCUUACAAUAUUAGCAUCUCAUCUUUAAGUACCAGGUUCGAUUCUUGGUUUGUGAAGAGUCUGUUGGAGGGCAUGUGUGAUGUAAUGGUUUGACUUGUGCUUGGCACAAAAAAGAUACAACAAUUUUCUAAUGGGGAAGAUGUUUUAGCAAGUGUGUUCUCUUUCUGCGGAGAUGUAAUAUUCCCACAUCUUGGGUUUGCCCUGAUAAACUUAAACUGUGUGGAUGGGGACUUAAAACAUUACUUUAUUGUAAGUACGGUUGAAGGGUAAGUAGGGAAUGUUCUCAGGGUUUUGUUUUUUACAUAUAUAUAGAUGAUAAGGUCAGUAGAAUUGAACACCAAAUCGUGUCAGAUAACUGAAAAAUACCUAGUGGUCUUGUGUGCCCAUUUUGCAUGCUGAACACACUUUGGCAAUUGGAAGUUUAAAAAAAUUCUUGCCAGUGGUAUGAAAGCAAUAACAAGAGUCUGCUUGAAAGACAUGCACUUUUAUUUUAGUGUACUUUUCAUGUUUUUAUUCUGUUAUGAAUUGGUCUGAUUACUUCAGAGAUCACAUACACAAGUCUGAAUGAUUGAAUGUUACAAGGGGUCACAUUUUGUGGAUUAAUUUAGUUCUGGUCUUGUCGUUCAGUCAUGGGUUUCUAGAAUUAUAUUUCUUUACAAAACAUUGUAGAACAUAUCUGAACAGCGGAUAAGUAUACUUGUUACUUUUGGAGUAUCGUAGUUGAGGUGUUGGACUUGUAAUGAAAAGGUUGUGAGUUUGAUUCCCAGCUCUGUCAGAUAUGCUGUUGUGUUCUUUGCCAUAUUUUCCUCAGUCCGCUGACCUGAAAAUGGAUUUCUGGCAUUUUGGAGAGACAGAAUAUAUGACUGAGCAGAAUGUACCCAACAGGCUACAACAUUGUAAGUCCCUCUGGGGACAAAAUGGUAACCUCAACUUGACAUACCAGCCAAAGUAGGUAUUGUGAAGUCAUAACGUGAGUUUACAGAGGAAAACAUAAAUAUAAGCACUUUUACUUACUCGUACUAUCUGUUGUAUGAGGCUAAAUUGUGUCGAUUGGGGAAUAAAAAAAUUUGAAAAAAACAAUUAAAAAUUUGUAAGUAUGAGGAUGCUACCAACAUGAAUUCUGUUACGAGAACUUUCAUGUGGAUGUUGUUGUUGUUUUCACUGCUGAUUCGUUGUACAAUUUGCUGCACAUUGUGAUUAGAGAAUGGAUUUGGGCAAGCUUUAUGCUCUGUGACUGUGAGAGACAGAACAAAGACGAGUGUGGACCUUGUUUUAGAUUUGUUGUCCCACUGACGAAGAAUGAAAUGAAAUGUGUGAGUGAUCGAUUUACUCUGAUAGGCCUAUGUACCCUGAACUUAAUUUUGCUAGUUAUUUGUUCCUUAAUGUAAGUUGUUUUUUUUUAUGUAUUAUGUUGAGGGUUGAGGGUCUCAGAUAUAUGUGAUACAAUAUGAAUUUAUAUGUGUAAGAGCGAUUUUCUCCAAACUUGGAUUGUUGGCUUGUGUUUGCGUGCGUGUGAUUGUGUGAAUGCCUAGAGUCAAAUUAUCUAGAGGUCUUUGGUUUAGUGAUGUAUUAUAAUUACUACUGUGUACAUCAUUCUUGGUGAAGCUGUUGCAAGUAUUAUUAUAAUCUGUGGCCCAAGCCCAAAGCAUGAACCUGAUAAUCUACGCAGAGACUGAACUUUAGAAAAAUCCAUCCAAAGUUACCUGUUCACAAAAUUGUCUGUUUUUAAUGAAAUCAUCAAAAGACAUCAUAAAUGACAUUAUGAGUAUGUGAGCCAACUACAAAAAUUAAUUUUCAUUUUAUAGAAUUACAGCACAAAGUUCUUAAAACAUGAUAAAAAUGUUAGUCAACUUCCUUGCUUGAACCUGAUGACUCUCAGUGUGCAUAAAGGACUCAAUGCCACUUGCCUGUGGGAGAGUCAUUCCAACAAUGGAUUGGGCGUCAUAAAUUGCCAUUGGUUUUCAAGGGUUCUCCCGCAUCCAAGAAUGGCACCGUCUGUUCACCGGAGUCUUGAAUGGUCCAUAGAUUACUCGAUCUUGGGGUUGGAUUUUGUGUGAACAGUGAGGAGGGGGGGGGGAUAGAAAGAAAAAUAGCAUUGUUCUCUCUACAUAAGUCGAUAGCUGGACCAUACAGGUGGGAAACGUGAUUGUCGAGAAUCAGUAAAAACUGGACUCUCAGGGGUUGGUUUUGCAUGCCUGAUGAAAUGCCGAAUGUACGUAAGAAAAUCUUUGUCCUUUAUCCAGCCUGACCCAUUUGCUCCACCUAUCGAGCAUGGUGGUGUGCCGAUCAGGAAAUGUUCCUGGAACCGCUAUGUGGGGAAGAUAAACAUGGGUAGUAUUGAGUUGCCGACCGCACUCACAGCACACACUGGUGUCACUAGCGCUCCCCGUUCUGCAGAGACAGCCAUCCCAACACCCUGGGCUACUUUCUUGGCAAGCGCUCAGUUGGCCUUGAUGGUUUCGGCUAUACUCUCAAUAUCCUCAUCAGAAAGACACAUUGAUGAUUGUGCCUCUACCCUUUGCCGAGAGAGUUGCCGUCACCGAGUCCUUUUGUUCAAGAAUGCGCUGAAGCAUUAGUAGCUUUGAAUUCCAACGUGUCUCCACAUUGUUGGUCAGUUUCAUUGGUGGGAGACCUUGUAGAAGAUGGAUGGCUUUGAGGCAGUCACUUGCAAGAACACUCUUGUGGAAGUACUUGACUAUUUUCUUCACUUCCGUUGGCAGCUCUGUAACGCCUUCUCUGUCUCUUGAAUUGCAGCACAUACAAUCAAGCUGAGGGUCUGGGCAAAACAGUGGUUUAAUAAUGCUUUUGCUGCUUCUAAAGACAGUUUUCGGGCUCAUCUCGGUUUUCUGUUCAAGUUCAAGUGCGCCGCCAUGUUGGAAAAGUGGCUUGUCAGAUUUAUGGGCCGUGGCUGUCUGGGAUGUGAGGCUUAUCAGGUUCAUGCACAGAAUGUUAGUUUCACGUGUCAGGUUAAAAAAUUAGAACAAAACAAUUUGAUCACUAAAACUCUUUGAGUUGCUCCCAUUUAAUUUUUUUAAAUUAAAGAUGAUUCGCAGUACCUGUACUUAUUUACCACCUUAUCUCGUUUUGUAAGAAAAUGUGGGGUAUCAGGUUCAUGCAUGGGGCCACAGUAUUGAAUUAUUGUGUCAUAUGGUGAACUGAUGGUUGUUUUGCUUGUACAUAUUAUGUGUCCUACCAUUGAUGAAUAAAAAUGUGAACUUAUGCUUAAAA